Messenger RNA from Bubalus bubalis (water buffalo), 1427 nucleotides. It is a transcript of the gene TBCC, whose product is annotated as tubulin folding cofactor C. Gene Ontology annotation, cellular component: cytoplasm. NCBI's taxonomy places the organism in Eukaryota, Metazoa, Chordata, Mammalia, Artiodactyla, Bovidae. Gene Ontology annotation, biological process: post-chaperonin tubulin folding pathway; tubulin complex assembly. The transcript has a single exon. Bases 61 to 1098 code for a protein of 345 amino acids. Gene Ontology annotation, molecular function: tubulin binding. The record is from RefSeq and is a predicted model, not a curated record.
GCCUCGCGAAAGGGCGCGCCCGGAGGAAGGAAGGCAGGAGAAAGGAAGCUUGAAGUCAAGAUGGAGACUAGUGGUUUGUCCGCCGCUGCCCUAGCGAACGGGGACUUGGGAUCCCAGCGAGAGCGGACCCUGGUGCCCGAGCGGCUUCAGAAGCGAGAACAUGAGCGGCAACUGGAGGUAGAAAGGCGGAAGCAAAAGCGGCAGGACCAGGAGGUGGAAGAGGAGAAGAGCGACUUUUUCGCCGCCGCCUUCGCUCGGGAGCGAUCGGCCGUGGAAGAGCUUCUGGAAAGCGGGGAGUCCGUCGAGCGGCUGGAAGAGGCGGCCGCUCGGUUGCAGGGGCUUCAGAAACUUAUAAACGACUCGGUUUUGUUCCUGGCCGCCUACGAUUUGCGGCAAGCGCAAGAGGUGUUGGCGCGGCUGCAGGCGGCCCUGGCCAAGCGGCGCCAGGAGCUUCAGCCUAAGAAGCGUUUCGCUUUCAAGACCCGCAAGAAGGAUGCUGCUUCAGCCACGCAAGUAGCUUCGGCUCCCGACGGCCUGGCGGCGGAAGGCAGCCUGACCUCCCCGCCGCCCUUGAAGGAGGAGGGAGAUUUCGACUCCAGCUGGAUCUGCGGCUUCUCCAAUCUGCAGUCCCAAGUCUUGGAGAAGAGAGCUGAGGAGCUGCACCAGCAGGACGUCCUUUUGACCCAACUGAGAAACUGCACGAUCAAACUCUACGGCAAUCCCAACACCCUGCGGCUGACCAAGGCCCAAGGCUGUACGCUGCUCUGCGGCCCGGUGUCCACCUCCGUGUUCCUGGAGGACUGCAGUGACUGCGUGCUGGCCGUGGCCUGCCAGCAGCUCCGCGUACACACCACAAAAGACACCCGCAUCUUCUUGCAGGUGACCAGCAGGGCCAUCAUGGAGGACUGCACCGGGAUCCAGUUCGCCCCCUACACCUGGAGCUACCCGGGCAUCGACAAGGACUUCGAGGGCUCCGGUUUAGACAAGAACAAAAAUAACUGGAACAACGUUGACGAUUUCAACUGGCUGGCCCGGGAUGUGGCCUCUCCAAACUGGAAUGUUCUUCCUGAAGAAGAGCGAAGCAUCCAGUGGGACUAAGCAGUUGUCACUCUUCACUUCCACCAAUACUUCCCUGUGGGACUGAGUCCGGCUCAUGGGACCCCAAAGCUUACUGUCGUCAUGCUAUGUUUUCAUUAUUUUAAAACUUUGAGGUUGACUUUUGAUUUCCAUUAAAUUUUUGGCAGGUGUAGCACUUUAAAGGAUUUUUGCUAUUUUGGUACUGCCUAGGACCUAUUGUUAGACGGUCAUACUUUGAAGCCAUAAGGUGAAAAAGUGUGAUUGUAUGUUGGUUUUUAAUGAUUUUGUGGUGUUUAAAACUUAUUACUUGAUAAAUUAGGCCUUUAAUAAAUAUUUGUUUAAUAAACGAA